Messenger RNA from Paramecium octaurelia, 1036 nucleotides. The record is from the annotation of a GenBank genome assembly. Lineage: Eukaryota; Ciliophora; Oligohymenophorea; Peniculida; Parameciidae.
AUGAUAAGUGACUCCAUUUCCUUUGAAAAAGAACUGGAAAUCAAAAAAAAGAGAGAGUCUAGAAAAGAGAGAUCUAAAUUUGAUGACAUUAUGUAUUAAAUCUAUUUCUAACUUCAGAGAAGAAAAUGAAAAUUAGAAAAUGACAUGCUACGAAAGUACUCUCAAUUGUCUUGGUUCAUGUUUUGGGACUCUAAGAGCAUGGAUGCCUUGCUGUUUUUGUUGUUGUCCUUAUCCAUAUUAUCUCAUAACACAAGGAUAGAAAGGAUUAUUACAGAAAUUUGGCAAAUAUCAAAGAACUUUGGAGUCUGGGCUUCAUGAAAUAAACCCGUAAUUUAUUUAUUCUUUAUUCCUCCUUAGAUUUACCGAUAGAGUGAUUCCUGUCAGCACCAAGACUUUGUAUAAUUAUCAAUUUAUAUUUCAGUAUCAUAGAUUUAGAAAGAUAACUUGUCUUAACCAAGGAUAAUAUAACUGUCAAUAUUGAUACUAUUGUUUACUAUCGAGUUGUGGAUGUCAUGAAGUCUGCAUAUAGAGUUAAAAUGAUCGUUGAAGCAGUCAAGGAAAUCACUUAUGCUGUAAUCAUGCAUCCUUCUAUUCCCAUAGACUUUGCGUACCAUUUGUGGAGAACACACCUUGUAGGACAUUAUUGAGAAUAGAUAGAAGAUAGCCGACGAAAUUGAAGCAUUCAUUUUUGAUGUGGUUUCUGAAUGGGGUAUUCAUUUCCUAUUAUUAAGGUAUAUAUUUGGAGCAUAUUUUCAUUAAGGAUAUGUUAAUGAAUGAAGAAUUGCAAAGCUCAUUAUCUAAUGCUCCCAAAGCUUAAAGACUUGCUUAAUCCAAAAUUAUUUCAGCUCAAGUAUUUUUGAUAUCAUACUUAUAGAGUGAUGUAUCUGCUGCCAAACUAUUGAGAGAAGCUGCUGAUAUGUUGGACUCUAAAGCUGCUAUGUAGAUCAGGUAUUUUGAAACUGUGUAAUUGAUUGCCAAAAAUAAAAAUCCAAAAAUACUUUUUCUAUCUAUGGAUUAAUAAAAUCAAAAAAAAUGA